AUGAGUCAAUCUUUGACAACCAGCAAUGAAUAUACCUCUUUGACUGCUGAUCUCGCUUGGCACACCAACAUUGCAGUCACGAGAACGAGUGAGCGUUCUGUAGCCGAGAACCGUGAGCUCUACGAUCUAGCACUUCGUGGGCUGCAGUGUCUAUCCUCCUGGUCUGUACAAGUUCUGGACACUUUCACAUGGAAGCUCGCUCAUUGUGCGGACGAACACACAAACCGCGAAUGCCCCAAAGAUGCCGAGAACUACGAACGUGCUACUCGAUACAACUAUACUCCAGAAGAGCGUUGUGCUCUCAUUCGACUUGUCACAAUGAUAAAGUCCGUUCAAACGCAGUUGCUGCGUCUUGAAACCAAUUAUUCGGAGGCGAUUCGCCGAUCCGUCUAUCUUGACUUGCACGGCCUUCUAAACCACUUUCGUAACCUUCUCAUCAAGGCUAGCAACAAGAAAAAGGAAAAAAUCAAACUAAACCGAUUAGUUCAUGCGCUACAAGCUACCUGUGCUGAUCAAGCUGUUGUUGAUGCAGUGGAGGCGGACCUUCUGAUGACUGGUUCUAGCAACAGCGUUGGUAAGUCAGGAUGGGGAGGUCGACCAGUGUCAGCGAAGGCCUCGGCACAAAAUAGCCUCACCUCGGGAUCGAAUUCGACAUUGGCUAAGGCGGCUGAGUCGAUGGCCAGCACUCCUAUUCGUCGCGUAGGUCCCUCUUCCACGCAACUCUACUUAGUUCGCACCAUGCUUGAGCUAAUGAUUGAUCAGGCCUCCCCAGCUGCAAAGUAUCACUCACUGAGGAAGGAACUUGAUGGUACUACAAUGGUUGCGAUUGAAACCUUUCUGAAAAACAGCUUUUACUGGCCCUACCUCUUGAACUUUAGUGGUACGUUUGGUUUAUUUGCUGUGGAGUUGGUGUGCUCAUCUACUUCUGCUUUGUAG
Molecule: messenger RNA, 936 nt
Organism: Hydatigera taeniaeformis
Lineage: Eukaryota; Metazoa; Platyhelminthes; Cestoda; Cyclophyllidea; Taeniidae
Source: the annotation of a GenBank genome assembly